Messenger RNA from Cladocopium goreaui, 780 nucleotides. Lineage: Eukaryota; Dinophyceae; Suessiales; Symbiodiniaceae. The record is from the annotation of a GenBank genome assembly.
AUGAGUGGCAUUGACAAGACAGCCUCCGAUGAUGUGCGGCGCACAGGGGAACUUCAAGAUACUGCAAGGCAGCAGUUGAAUGCUUCCCUUGAGAUCGCUUUGCAGCUGAGUGGACACAGCCUCUUGAGGCGCAAAGUGAAGGUGGAGUUGUGGACAGAUGACCCAGACGCUGCAGCAGCGAUGGGAGCAAAGCCCUUGAAACCGUACACUGGUCCUCUGCCAGAAGAAGGGCCAUACAAGGUGAUCGUCAGAGGCCUCGACAAGUCGGUGACGCAGAGGGACCUUGGCUACUUCUUCUGGGAUAGAGACUGCGAAUGUGAGGGUGUUAUGUAUCCGCUCAAGAAUGAGAGACAUGCCGGCACGGUGGAAUUCAAAGAUCAGGAGUCCUUAAGAAAAGCUUUGGGGCUCAACAGUGCCGUCUUCAAGGGGCGAGAGAUCACAGUGUCAAUCAUGACCAAGGAGGACAACAAGCCCGAGCCCGCACGGCGGCUGGGCAGCUCUGGUGGCGCCCCUGGUGCUGGCGGAGGCGGCAAAGGCAUGGGCAAGAGUCGAGGUGAUGACAGAGGAAUGGGUCGUCGCGAAGACCGUGGUCCUCCUAGCCGUGCAGAGUUUGGCAGCGAAAGGCCCAGGUUGGAGUUGAAGCCGCGAAGCAAACCAAUGCCAGGCGAUGCAGGCUAUCAAGAGGACAGUCCUCCGCGAGCCUCUGGGCGUCCAGAUCCCUUUGGUGGAGCAAGGUAUCGCACCACCCGGGCUGAUGCCGACGACAACUGGCGACGGUGA